CGCUCCCCAUUCCAUUGCGACCUUUUUAUCUCUCAACCUUUUACUCAACGCAGAGCGAAACCCUCGCCCCGCUUCGGUCGAUGGCGAAACCCUACGAUUCGGAGAGCUCCUCCGAGGAGACCCCCUCGAACGGCUCGAUCGCCUCCGAGGACGAGCGCAAGAAUGUGGCAGAGGCCAGUCCCGAUGAGGAGGUCGACGAGGAGGAGCUCGAGGCGGUCGCCAGGACGGCCGGCCCCGACGACGAUGAGGCCAAGGACGACAACGGGGACGAGGACACCAAGGACGAGGACACGAAGAGCGUUGAUGACGACGAUGAGGACGAGGAGGAAGAUGAGGAAAAUGCUAAAUUCGGAAAGCGUGAAAGAGCCAGGUUGAGAGAGAUGCAGAGGAUGAAGAAGCAAAAGAUUCAAGAAAUACUGGUUGCACAGAAUGCAUCUAUUGAUGCUGACAUGAAUAACAAGGGAAAAGGGCGGUUGAAGUACUUGCUACAACAGACUGAGAUUUUUGCUCAUUUUGCUAAGGGUGCCCAAUCUGCAUCAGAAAAAAAGCCAAGAGGAAGGGGGCGUCACGCAUCUAAAAUUACGGAGGAAGAAGAAGAUGAGGAAUACCUUAAGGAGGAAGAGGAUGCCUUUUCUGGUGCAGGAGGAACCCGUUUGGUUUCACAACCAUCUUGUAUACAGGGCAAAUUAAGAGAUUACCAGCUAGCUGGAUUGAAUUGGCUAAUACGAUUAUAUGAAAACGGAAUCAAUGGGAUUUUAGCUGAUGAAAUGGGUCUUGGAAAAACAUUGCAAACCAUCUCUCUACUUGGCUAUUUGCAUGAGUUUAGAGGAAUUACUGGUCCUCACAUGGUAGUAGCACCAAAAUCUACUCUUGGCAACUGGAUGAGGGAAAUUCGGCGUUUUUGUCCUGUUUUGCGUGCUGUAAAAUUUCUUGGGGAUCCUGAAGAAAGAAGACAUAUACGUGAGGACUUGUUGGUCGCUGGGAAGUUCGAUGUUUGUGUAACUAGUUUUGAAAUGGCUAUCAAAGAAAAAAAUGCUCUAAGACGCUUUAGUUGGCGCUAUGUUAUUAUUGAUGAGGCUCAUCGGAUUAAAAAUGAAAAUUCUCUUCUUUCAAAAACAAUGAGACUCUACAAUACUAAUUAUCGCCUUCUUAUCACUGGAACACCUCUUCAGAACAAUCUUCAUGAGCUGUGGGCUCUUCUUAAUUUUCUGCUUCCUGAGAUAUUUAGUUCUGCUGAAACCUUUGACGAAUGGUUUCAAAUAUCUGGAGAAAAUGAUCAGCAGGAGGUUGUUCAACAGCUUCACAAGGUUCUUCGUCCAUUUCUCCUCAGACGACUUAAAUCUGAUGUUGAGAAAGGAUUACCUCCGAAAAAGGAAACUAUACUCAAGGUAGGAAUGUCCCAGAUGCAAAAGCAUUAUUACCGUGCUCUGCUUCAAAAAGAUUUGGAGGUCAUUAAUGCUGGAGGGGAACGCAAGCGUCUUCUGAACAUUGCUAUGCAGCUGCGUAAGUGUUGUAAUCAUCCAUAUCUCUUCCAAGGUGCAGAACCUGGGCCACCUUAUACGACAGGAGAUCACCUUAUUAUAAAUGCAGGAAAAAUGGUUCUGUUAGAUAAGUUGCUGUCAAAAUUGAAAGAACGGGAUUCCAGAGUUCUAAUAUUUUCACAGAUGACUAGACUUUUGGACAUCUUGGAAGAUUAUUUGCUGUAUUGUGGAUAUCAAUAUUGCCGGAUUGAUGGGAAUACUGGGGGAGAGGAACGUGAUGCUUCAAUUGAAGCCUUUAAUCAACCUGGAAGUGAGAAGUUCAUUUUCUUGCUUUCUACAAGAGCUGGUGGACUGGGGAUUAACCUUGCUACUGCAGAUGUUGUCAUUCUCUAUGACAGUGACUGGAACCCACAAGUUGAUCUACAGGCACAAGAUCGUGCCCACAGGAUUGGCCAAAAGAAAGAAGUUCAAGUGUUCCGUUUCUGCACAGAGUACACUAUCGAAGAGAAAGUGAUAGAAAGGGCAUAUAAAAAGCUUGCGCUUGAUGCUUUGGUAAUUCAACAAGGUCGGCUGGCAGAACAGAAGACUGUUAACAAAGAUGAACUUCUACAAAUGGUAAGAUUUGGUGCCGAAAUGGUGUUCAACUCCAAUAACAGCACAAUAACUGAUGAGGACAUUGAUCGCAUCAUAGCUAAAGGAGAAGAGGCUACCGCAGAACUUGAUGCAAAGAUGAAAAAGUUUACAGAGGAUGCCAUUAAGUUUAAAAUGGAUGACACUGCUGACUUGUAUGACUUUGAUGAUGAGAAGGAUGACAACAAGGUUGACUUUAAGAAACUUGUUACCGAUAAUUGGGUUGAGCCACCUAGAAGGGAAAGGAAACGCAAUUAUUCAGAUGCUGACUAUUUUAAGCAAGCACUGCGCCAAGGUGGUCCUGCAAAAUCAAAAGAGCCACGAAUUCCUCGUAUGCCUCAAUUGCAUGAUUUUCAGUUUUUCAACACACAGAGAUUAAGCGAAUUGUACGAGAAAGAAGUUCGAUAUCUCAUGCAAGCGCAUCAGAAGAAUCAAUUAAAAGAUACAAUUGGUGAUGAAGAAGAACCUGAAGACUUAGGUGAGCCGCUGACUGCAGAGGAACAGGAAGAGAAGGAGCGGUUGUUGGAAGAGGGUUUUUCAACAUGGACAAGGAAAGAUUUUAAUACAUUCAUUCGAGCAUGUGAGAAGUAUGGCCGCAAUGACAUAAAGAGUAUAGCAUUGGAAAUGGAGGCCAAAACAGAAGAGGAAGUAGAAAGAUAUGCCAAGGUCUUCAGACAGAGAUACAAGGAAUUAAAUGAUUAUGAUCGUAUUAUGAAGAACAUAGAAAGGGGUGAAGCAAGGAUCUCUCGCAAAGAAGAAAUAAUGAGAGCAAUUGGCAAGAAGUUGGAUCGCUACAAGAACCCAUGGUUGGAACUAAAAAUUCAGUAUGGCCAAAAUAAAGGAAAAUUGUAUAACGAGGAAUGUGAUCGCUUUAUGUUGUGCAUGGUGCAUAAACUUGGUUAUGGUAACUGGGAUGAGCUCAAAGCAGCAUUCCGUACUUCACCUUUGUUCCGGUUUGAUUGGUUUGUAAAGUCUCGUACAACUCAGGAGCUUGCUAGACGCUGUGAUACCCUUAUUCGUCUGGUAGAGAAAGAAAAUCAAGAGUAUGAUGAGCGGGAGAGACAAGCACGGAAAGAUAAAAAACUUUCUAGGACACCAACAAAACGGUCAUUAUCAAAGGCACCAGCUAUGGAAACUCCUGCUUUGACCUCUUUCAAAAGAAGAAAACAAUCAUCCAUGGAUGACUAUAUGAGCUCGGGGAGGAGGAGGAGAUGAGGUGAUCCAGGGAAUGACUACCUUGGAGCGCAAGACAAGCUGUAAUCAUCUUGAUAGCUGGAUAUUGCCUUCGUGUGGUCAAACAUCGUACUGCAGCAAGAAAAAAUAUUUCGUAUAUCCUUAUGAAUGUAGGCUAUAUUAUGGAUAUAUACAUGUGGCUAUGCCUGUGGUGGCAUUAAAAUCAAUUUGUUCCCAUUCCGCUCUGUUUUGUCAUUGAGUGGAUGGAUCACUGAAUCUUUACCUUAAUAGAACAUUGCUUCCAUCAAGCUACGACAUCUGAAGGCCUAGAGCACAACAUGAAUGAGCUUCAACUGUGGUUAGAAUUAUCAUAAUAGAGACUUCUGGAUUACCUUA
Messenger RNA from Musa acuminata AAA Group (dessert banana), 3680 nucleotides. Its product is annotated as ISWI chromatin-remodeling complex ATPase CHR11-like. Gene Ontology annotation, molecular function: ATP binding; ATP hydrolysis activity; histone binding. The coding region runs from base 81 to 3326 and encodes 1081 amino acids. Gene Ontology annotation, cellular component: nucleus; chromatin. Gene Ontology annotation, biological process: regulation of transcription by RNA polymerase II; nucleosome organization. The record is from RefSeq and is a predicted model, not a curated record. Lineage: Eukaryota; Viridiplantae; Streptophyta; Magnoliopsida; Zingiberales; Musaceae. The transcript has 25 exons.